Messenger RNA from Chelmon rostratus (copperband butterflyfish), 2936 nucleotides. It is a transcript of the gene klf9, whose product is annotated as Kruppel-like factor 9. Gene Ontology annotation, biological process: regulation of transcription by RNA polymerase II. Lineage: Eukaryota; Metazoa; Chordata; Actinopteri; Chaetodontiformes; Chaetodontidae. Gene Ontology annotation, molecular function: RNA polymerase II cis-regulatory region sequence-specific DNA binding; DNA-binding transcription factor activity, RNA polymerase II-specific. The transcript is spliced from 2 exons. The record is from RefSeq and is a predicted model, not a curated record. Bases 365 to 1039 code for a protein of 224 amino acids.
GUUGACGCAUGUGUGGGAGCGCACAGAAAGGCGGAAUACACGCAGACACAAUAGCUCAGUCGCUAAACGCUGCGUUUUAGCGCUCCGGCGGCAGUUAGAAGAGAAGAGCCAGAGGGAGAAGAGCCGGGAAGGACUCAAAGUGCGAUCUUUCCUGUGGGAGUGUUUAUUUAUCCACCCUGCAACCUCAACAAGAAGACGCAGCCUUUGCGGAAUAGUCACAUUGAAGACGACACGUGUGGAUGGUUAACCACAUGUUUCCUGGGAGGACUGCGGUCUGAUUACUGUAUCAACCCCCCUUUAGUCGGAUUGUUUUUGAAUACUCUACAUCCAUUGUUUCUUCUCUCCGCCCGGAUCUGCUGUAGUGAUGUCAGAUCUUGAUGUCUCUGCAGACCGUGUCCCCAGCCGAACACCGGGUCGCACAGAGGACAUGCUGAAAGAGAACCAGGAGAACAGGACUUUGCUGAUGGUGGCGAUGAUUUUAUUGGACUUGAACAAAUGCAACCCCAGCGCCAUCGGCGCCGGAGGCAGCAGAUGUCUCGGGGGCAGCGACGCCGGCGCGCAGGAGAAGGUGGAGCGGGGGAGUUGCCGGUUGAACGCCGGCGGAGACAGCCGGGACUCGGUGGCACCCAAACAGUCCCGGAACAAGAGAGCGGCGAGACAGGAGUCGCCUGAGAAGAGACACUGCUGUCCUUUUACGGGUUGUGGGAAGAUGUACGGCAAGUCGUCCCACCUCAAAGCCCACCUCAGGGUCCACACCGGUGAGCGCCCCUUCGAGUGCACCUGGCCGGACUGUGGCAAGAAGUUCUCCCGCUCAGACGAGCUGACGCGCCACUACCGCACACACACCGGCGAGAAGCGCUUCAACUGCCCGAUGUGCGACAAGUGUUUCAUGAGGAGCGACCACCUGACUAAACACGCCCGACGACACGCAGGCUUCCACCCCAGCAUGCUGCAGGGCUCCGGCGCGGCCAAGAGACGCCGCUGCUCCGUGUCGGUGUCUUCCACCGACUCUGGAGACCAGAGCCCUGCAGGGCUGUGAGACACACCCACAUACUGUACAUAUAUAUAUAUAUACAUAUAUAGACAUAUACACAAAUAUAGACACACCCAUAUGUGUGGUGUGUACUUUUACACAAAUCCUGUCAAGGCAGACACCCCAACCAGCCAGACCACUAUUUAAAAAGUCCUUCUAUGCAUGUCCCGAUGUGCAGCAGCAGACAGAAUCAUAGCUUUGAACACAGCUGCUAUCAAACUAGAGCUUCCCCCUGUUGUUCCCCGAGGUGAUCAGUAUUUAUUAUUCUGGGUCCGUCAGACAGCUUCUAGUUGCUUUGCCAUUUGUAAUUAUUUUACUUCAUGUUGUCUGAUUUUUUUUUUUUUUUUUUGUGGAAUAAUCUGCAAUCCCAGAGGCAUUCAUGAACAUACAGAGUUUUCAUCAACACUAAGACUAAGAUAUUCCUCUUGGGCUCAGAAGUUUUGGGACUAGUUAAUAUUAUCAUUGCACACUCACACUUGUACAGUUACUCUCCAGGCCAGCACAAGGCAAAUGCACAGUAUAGCAGUAUUCUCAUGUAAAUAGAUCAAACAGACUACUUUUCAGAUGGAUAAUAUACUCAGUAUACGGUAGUUAGUUGUUGUUAGAGGAAUAAGACACAGCUAUAAUACAGAGAAUUACACAGUGUCUGUAUUUAAUUUCGUACAUUUGGCUACGGGCUUAGUAAAUCAGGUAUAUUGUGAGCUUGUAGGUUUAGGCAGCGUGUUUCCUGUUGUGACAUCACGAUAAACUUGCAAACACUUGCACCAAAAUACCUUCAGAGUACUUUGGUAAGACCAUAACACAUAACCUCAUGGGAAAUGUCACCAUUUGUGUUGCUUUUUGAGGCUUGAAUUGUGUCAUUAGUGCAGGAAAACACAACAGGGUAAAGCCUUUAAUAGGUAAAGUUGGUCUGAACACUUUUCUGUGUUAAGACCAUAAUGAUUCACAUUCAGUUAAAAGCGUGUGAACUGUAAACAAGCAGCUCUGUGCCUUUUCAAGGGUUUUGUAGCAGAGAGGAAUUUCUACAUUUUGAACCUUUGGAAAAACUACCUGAAUGAACAUCGUCAGAUUCUUUAUGUUGAUAUUCGACGACACCUUGAAUAUCGAUGACUGUCUCUUACGCCAACAGUGCCAGUUGCUGUACAUUGACUCUAACUUUUGUUUACUCUGUAUCUGGACUGCGUUUUAUCAGGGAAUAAUGGGAUGCAUGGUCAUUUCAAUCACUACUGCGCCCCCUGGUGGUGAUGUGGAAGCACAACAUUUCUCACAACAGGAAGUCAUAAAACUCUUAUUUUCCGUCCUAGCAUUUUGAGGCAUGCUGUUGAUUGGUUGUUUUUUGAAUCUAUGAAUUACAUCAUGUAGCAUGUUUGUAUGUAUUUGUUUGGUACAAUGUAUUUUUUAAUCGUCUGGUAAUCUUUUAUAAUAUUACUAAUGGGAUGAGAGGUCUUAUUCGUCCACUGCAGGAGCCAGAAACAUUGUUGAUGUCAUAAAUUUUUUUUUAUACUUGCCACAUAAUGCAUUUAAAUGUCCAGAUGGAUUGUAAAGUUAGGUAUAGUGAACCCCGUAGGACACAAUCAAUAUACAUUUGUAAAGUGGAAUGCUGUUUUUUUGUUCUGGCAUUUUGACAACUGUGAUUAAAUGUUGGUGCCUUUCAGGUUAAUGCCCUUACUUCUGAUGCUACUGUACUGUAAUCAGGGACUGUCGAUGCAGAGUCCAAGUUAUCGCAAUAUACACAGCUGUGUAAUAAUUACUGCUCAAAAGUUGUAACAUUAAAAUUAUUUUUCUUUCUAAACAUUUGCUCACAUCGUUUCCAUCGUUACAUUGUGUUUCACACCUUUUCUAAAUGAAGAGAAACUGAGGUAGACCAGCGAGUGCUCCAUUAGCUUUGUGUUUUAUUUAUUGA